Messenger RNA from Trichomycterus rosablanca, 861 nucleotides. RefSeq lists its product as uncharacterized. The transcript has 4 exons. The record is from RefSeq and is a predicted model, not a curated record. Gene Ontology annotation, cellular component: cytosol. Gene Ontology annotation, molecular function: guanyl-nucleotide exchange factor activity; protein binding. Gene Ontology annotation, biological process: positive regulation of GTPase activity. NCBI's taxonomy places the organism in Eukaryota, Metazoa, Chordata, Actinopteri, Siluriformes, Trichomycteridae.
AUGUGUUGCUAUCUGAUUGCUGAUUCUUCAUCAGACUCACUAAAUGCUGCUUUAGAUGCUAUCUGCCUGACCACGGAACUGGUUGUGUAGGAACUAAAACCUCAUCUAAUGACACUGCUAAAUGUGGCUGUGGAGAGAAAGAAAGGCAUAGCUGAGCAGGUGGUUCAGAGUGGCAUUCUGCCCGUCCUGGCUCAGGCUCUGAGGGGGAGGACCGCUCUUACUGUACACACAGCCAGACUGGUGGCUGAGCUUGCCAGGGAGGCUCCUGUAAAAGACAGCUGUUUUGAAACUGGUAUUGUAUCUGCCCUUCUAACACUGCUGCUCAGUAAGGACCAAGAUUUGCACUUGCAUGUUAGCCAUGCCAUCGGGAGAAUCUGCUAUGACAGCAAUUUGCAGCAGGACAGGAUGUUAAGAUUGGGAGCAGUUCCAAGACUGGUGGCUGUGCUGCUGCAGUACUGUGAAAAUGAGGCCCUCAUGAGCUCCUGUCUACUGGCUCUUUGUAAUCUGGCUGAUAUGGGCGAGGAGGACAACUCUAAAUUUGUCCGGGAGAGGAGAGUCUAUUUUGACUUUAAAGGGCAUGUAUUCCAGGGCACCUCCCAGCACCCAUCUGACUGUACAUCAGCAGUAAGAAUAAUCCAACUCAACCAGUGGUGUCAUGGUCAGUACUCAGUAAAGGUGGAAACGUUCCAACGAUGCUCCACUCUCAUUUGGGGGAAACACAACAGACGGCAAACUGACUUCCCAAACAUGGGGAAUUUUCCCAAAUUCUACAGGGUUAUUAAGGACUCAUUUAAGAAAGAUCCUAAGUUUCAAAGCAACAGUGUUUCAAAAUUUCUUGUAAGGAUUAACUCAGAUCCAUGA